Molecule: messenger RNA, 602 nt
Organism: Eremomyces bilateralis CBS 781.70
Lineage: Eukaryota; Fungi; Ascomycota; Dothideomycetes; Eremomycetales; Eremomycetaceae
Exons: 3
Coding region: 68-316 (82 amino acids)
Biological process (GO): mRNA export from nucleus; proteasome assembly; double-strand break repair via homologous recombination
Cellular component (GO): proteasome regulatory particle, lid subcomplex; proteasome complex
Source: RefSeq, a predicted model, not a curated record
UUUCGAUACGUUCUAGAAACCCUACAACCUACUACUCUUCUUCCCAAUACCACCCCACCUUAUCACCAUGGCUCCCCCAUCCGAAAAGCCCACCGAAGCCCCCACCAAAGACCCGAAGCCCGGUGCCGCCUCACUGGAGGAAGACGACGAGUUUGAAGAUUUCCCCGUCGAAGACUGGACGGAAGAAGACACCGAGCUCCCCGGCGAGAAUCAGCAACAUCUGUGGGAGGAGAGCUGGGAUGACGAUGGGGCGACGGAUGAUUUCGCGGCGCAGUUGAAGGAGGAGCUUAAGAAAGUGGAACCGACUAAGCGAUGAGAGGGAUAUGAAGGGACGGAGAGGAAUCUGCAGUUGCGUUGCGAUGCUCGUGGUGAUAGGAUGUGGAAUAGAUCGGGAUAUCCAGCGAGCGAGCGACGAUAGAGGGAACGAAUUCACGAUAUGCCUUGGCGGUACUUCGGGACGGAUCAGAGUUCGGAAGAGGAUCAGUGAGGGGAAAGAUUGAAGGCACAUUGGGCCAGGCGAUAAUAGAUACGUCGCGCCAGCUUCCGCCGUCCGGAGUUAUGCACGGUAAUAUGGCAUCGUUCUACCAAUAUCAAUUUUCAGU